AUGGCCGGACUUGGCCAGGAGAUCUGGCGGGCGGCUCGUUUGAUAAAGAGGCUAAGUGUCGGGCCAAUACCGCGGAUUGGCAGAAGGUUCAACUCGACAGAGUCUAUCACUGUAAGAAUAAAUCGGGCUCUGGCUGAGACCCCUCCGUGUGCGGCGUUUGAUGUUCUCGCAGAGUACUCGAGAUCAGGCAACAAUUUGCCGACCAAGUAUAUGUUUGCCCUUCAGGAGAAACUCCGAAAAUCACCAGAGCCACUACUUGUACGAUUAUUUGUUGAUUUAUUACCGCUCACAGCAGUCAGGCACCGGCACAAGUUCGUUAACGGUGCAGUAGACCUGUACAUCUCCCUUGGGGAUCUUGAGACAGCCUUGGAUUUUAUUCGGGAAGUCCAAAUAGUUAAUUCGGGGGCAUUCGAAUUCCAAUACGAGGUCUUGGAGCGUAUGAUAAUAGCUGCCAAGUACCAAAACGAUGCGGAAAUUGCCUGGCAGGCCAUGCAGAUGAUUGUCGCCAACUCGAGCAAUAUGGUUUAUGCUCGAACUUGGGGCAUUUUCUUGUCUACAAUUCUAGAGGCUCGGCACCAUGAGUCUUUACAAUGGUUCUACAAAACAGCGGCCAUACCCGGGUUCAUUGUGUUGGACGACAGCUCGUACCUGUCCAUGGCCUCGAUCGCUGCGGAAAACGGCGACCCUCACAUGUGUCGCUGGGCUGCUUUGAGGAUGCGACGUCGUCAAAGAGCACUGGGUGUUUCCAGUCCCCCCAAAGAUCUUCUGAAGGUGUUUGUAUACCUAGUCGAAGCCUCGGCAGGCAAGGGUGAAUACAAGGCGGCCUGCAGGUACAUUGUGAGACUCCGAGACAGCACAUCGUCCCUCCGGUCGUCCGAUUUUCAUCAGCUGCUAGCAUUACUACGUUCUGAAGAUACCGUAUUCGAGUAUUACAUUGGGAUCUAUCAUGAAAUGAGCACAGAUCCGCUCGCUAACGAGGCGGUCAAAACGUUACUGUUCAACCUUCUGCUAGAGUCGCGAAUCCAAGCAACUCAGUACCAGCAGGGCCUGACGCUAUACCAGCACGCACGUGAUGCUGCGGUAGUCUUCAAUAAUACUUCGCGACUACUCAUUGUUCACCUGGGCACCGCUCUGUGGGACAAGAGCCUCAUCGAGUCGAUGAAAUGCGGAGACCCAAAGGUCGAUCAAGCCGUCAGCACAGCUCUUGAAUCAGUGGACCAGUCGGUUUGA
This is a messenger RNA of Wickerhamiella sorbophila, 1230 nucleotides long. RefSeq lists its product as hypothetical. Bases 1 to 1230 code for a protein of 409 amino acids. The transcript has a single exon. Lineage: Eukaryota; Fungi; Ascomycota; Dipodascomycetes; Dipodascales; Trichomonascaceae. The record is from RefSeq and is a predicted model, not a curated record.